Molecule: messenger RNA, 2052 nt
Organism: Anopheles nili
Lineage: Eukaryota; Metazoa; Arthropoda; Insecta; Diptera; Culicidae
Exons: 5
Coding region: 1-2052 (683 amino acids)
Biological process (GO): monocarboxylic acid transport; transmembrane transport
Molecular function (GO): monocarboxylic acid transmembrane transporter activity
Source: RefSeq, a predicted model, not a curated record
AUGAAUCAGCUGGUCAUCCUGCUGGACGUAGAUUAUGUGCCUAGUACAAGCAGGUCAAAAAAUGCUCACAGACAAACGUGGUCUGAACAAACCAACGGCAAGGUGGAACAUGCAGCCAAAAAGCAAAGCAAACAGCCUAAGAAUCGAUCUCAGCUGGGUAGCAACUUUGUGGCACCCGACGGAGGCUGGGGAUGGAUGGUUGUAGUGGCCGCUGGAUUUUCCAAUCUCUGCACAUUCCCAGUACUGCAGCAGUUCGGAUUGCUGUUCCGAGAGCGUAUGACUGAGCUAUCAAUCAGCGCGUCCGAGGUGACGACCAUCAUCAACACACACUCAGCCCUCACGUCCAUUGUUGGAUUGGCAAAUGGACCAAUGUUUCGUCGGUUCACCUAUCGUCAAGUGGCGUUCUUCGGUUCUCUGCUCGUUGGUUUGGGCGUCACCUUCACCUCACUGGCGGACAGUGUCUUCACCUAUAUGGCUACCUUUGCCGUCCUGUAUGGCGCCGGAGUCGGUAUCAACGCAUCUGCGAACUCGUUAGCACUCAACACCUACUUCAAACAAAAGCGCCGCAUUGCUACUGGCUUUGCCUGGACAUUAACCGGGUUAGGGCCGAUUGUGGCGCCACACCUUGUCACGGUGUUACAGCGACACUUCGGUAUCAACGGCACGGUGUUAAUAUUUGGUGGAUUUGCCAUGAAUGCGAUGGCCUUUGCCAUGUUGUACCAGCCUGUUCAAUGGCACACAAAACUCCCAAAAGUAACUGCUUCCCAAUCAGAUGAAGCCAAUCUACCGGCAACACCGGCACCCAGCAUUCGCUGCAGCUUUUGUCAGCUAGCUCAAGAGCCAGGCAGCGUUCCAUUCAACACACUGCCAAUCAAACGUUCCGUCCAGGACCUGCUGGAUUAUGAUGCAGUGCUUGAAACAGGAACCCCGAUGUUAUCACGUGCCAAUGAUGGUUGGUACUCGCGCACAUCGCUUCGUUCACUGUAUGGAUCAAAGCUCAGUCUGACGACGCCUCGAUAUCUCUCACUGAGGCCGUCCAUGCUGAACUUAGGCGAUGCGAAAGCCUUCAAUGCUGUUCCGACGAAGGAACCGGCUGCCUUCACGAUCGACGAAUGUCACACAGAGGACUGCCCCAAUGUGCAGGCUGAACACGAGCCUCUUCGUCGACGACCAGCAGAUGCUACUCCUCAACCUCAGGCUCCUACACCCGGACUUUACAUCGAAAAUCAAUCCUCAGAAACACAGCAACAAAACGAACCCGGUUCAAAUGCUGCGGAAAAGGACGUCCUUAAGCAAGCCUCUAAACGGCUCGCGCAACUUGUGGAGGACUCACGACCUACAGGAUGCACCUGUUCAAAAGAGCUCCAGCCGUUACUUCAAGACGUUCCUUUGGAAACGGUCCCACUAAGCCUCAUGCAACGUUUAGUGAUCUUCUUCGAUCUUGACCUUCUGCGUGAUCGCAUCUACAUCAACAUCAUGAUCGGCAUCACGAUCGCCAACUUCGCUGAGCUGAACUUCUCCAUCCUUACACCUUUCGUGCUGGCAGAUUUUGGUUGCUCUCGAGAUCAGAUCGCGAUGGCCAUGUCGGUGUUGGGAAUAACCGACAUCUGCUGCCGGUGUUUAGUACCUUUCAUAGCCGAUCGCAUCAACUGGCAGAAUCGCACUUUCUUUUUGAUUGGGGUGAUCAACAUGGCUCUGGGCAGAGUCGUAUUGGCUCAUUUCCACAGCUACGCAGUCGUGCUAGGCAUCGCAUGCUGGAUCGGCUUCAACAAGGGCCUAAGGACAGUGUUCAUGGCACUGGCCAUUCCAUCACACGUCCCACUAGAUCGACUACCUGGAGCUACAGGGAUUCAUCUGUUGUUUGCAGGGAUUUUCUAUCUAUUCGUCGGUCCCGUUGUCGGAUUCGUGAGAGAUGCAACCAACUACGCCGUUACAUUGCACUUUCUCAAUAUCGCCACUUACGCGAUGGCGAUCAGUUGGAGCCUGGAGAUGUACUACUUUACACCACGCCAGCGACGGAGACAAACGGCAUCGAAGCUACCCGGCAGUUGA